AUGUCUGCUGCCGCCAACGCUGCCAAAAAGUCUUUCUGGUCUAUCUGGUACAAGCCUGAAGUUGCUCCCAUUUUUGUUGUCGUUGGUGGUGCUUGUUCCUUGGCUGGUUGGUACCUUACCCGUCUUGCUCGUGGUCCUGAAGUCGUCUGGGAUCGUACUCGCAACCCUUAUCCUUGGCAAAACAUUGACCAAAAUACCCAAGUCAAGCUCUUGACUGUCAACCAAAAGUUCGAUAAAGUCUACUCCCGUGAUCGUCUUUAG
Messenger RNA from Rhizopus microsporus ATCC 52813, 261 nucleotides. RefSeq lists its product as uncharacterized. Bases 1 to 261 code for a protein of 86 amino acids. The transcript has 2 exons. Lineage: Eukaryota; Fungi; Mucoromycota; Mucoromycetes; Mucorales; Rhizopodaceae. The record is from RefSeq and is a predicted model, not a curated record.